CCCCAAGCAUGAAGCACCUGCUCACCAGAUAUGUUUUUUUAUUACCCUCCAUGACUCCAUCCCCAUCCAACGGGAUUAUUUUGCAAUUGGUGUGGAUCGUCGGGUUAGGUAAAGGCUAAAGCAGAGAGGUAAAUCUCCGAGAGCCUCUCCGAGAGCGAGGGAGAAAGCGAGUGAUACCUACCUACCUGCCUUUCUUCGGAUCGUCAGCUCUGCUCUUUACUUUUAUACUAUACUUGAAAGCGGUCAAUCUUCAACAAGCUUAUUGUCUGCAAAACCAAGGCAAAGAGGCUUGGGGGAUUCAUCAUCUCCUUUGCCUUCUUCCCCUCUUGAGUUAUCUAUCAAUUUACUUCUGAAAGAAGAAGAAGAAGAAGAAUACAACUAGGGAAUCAUCAAUAACAAGGAAAGGAGGAGCCCGGAGAAAGCAGGAAGGGAUGGGUGUGGUCAAGGCGGCGAUCGGUGAUGCGGUGUUGACUGCCAUGUGGGUGUUCUGCGCUUCCACUCUUCGGGCCUCCACCUCCAUUAUCCAGAAAGCGCUGGGAUUCCAAAGCAUCGCUUCCGCCCUCGUUAUCACCACCACCCUCGUCGCCUUCCUCGUCUUACUCUUCACCUUGCUUGGGACCGCCAUGGGUGGAGCCAGCUUUAAUCCUACCGGCACUGCUUCCUUCUUCGCCGCCGGCAUCGGCGAUACCAACCUCAUCUCCAUGGCCUUCCGCUUCCCUGCUCAGGCAAUUGGGGCAGUGGGCGGUGCCUUGGCAAUUGUGGAAGUGAUGCCGCCCGAGUACAAACACAUGCUUGGUGGGCCUUCACUGAAAGUCGACUUGCACAUUGGGGCCGUCGCCGAAGGGGUCUUGACCUUCAUCAUCAGUUUCGCCGUUUUAUAUAUAGUGGUCAAGGGUCCGAGAAACCCGCUUUUAAAGGUUUGGCUGAUUGCCAUGGCGACGGUUUCAUUGGUUGUUGCAGGAUCUGGUUACACUGGACCGGCCAUGAAUCCUGCCAAUGCCUUUGGGUGGGCUUAUGUGAACAACCGCCACAAUACAUGGGAGCAGUUCUAUGUUUACUGGAUUUGCCCCUUUAUUGGAGCAAUUCUGGCUGCUUCGAUCUUCCGGGUCAUAUUCCCUCAACCAGUCAAGCAGAAGAAAGCAUAAAGAAAAAAGAGUGCAUUACUUUGUCGUUUGUGUCAAGUACUUUUAUCUGUAACUCUGUUUCUCCAUUACUAUUCCCUCUUUUAGUCCUUAGCAGUUAUUUUUAGAUAAUGUGGUUUUCUGAACCUGGAAACUACAACUGUAGGUCACUUCUUCAUAUUCAAACUUGAAUGAGUUGCCUUGUGAUUUUUCUUGACAAGCUACUUUGGAAAUCUUCUGGAGCCAAGUUGAGUAAA
Macadamia integrifolia is the source of this 1378-nucleotide messenger RNA. Its product is annotated as aquaporin SIP1-2-like. The record is from RefSeq and is a predicted model, not a curated record. Gene Ontology annotation, molecular function: water channel activity. The transcript has 4 exons. Gene Ontology annotation, biological process: transmembrane transport. NCBI's taxonomy places the organism in Eukaryota, Viridiplantae, Streptophyta, Magnoliopsida, Proteales, Proteaceae. The coding region runs from base 432 to 1145 and encodes 237 amino acids. Gene Ontology annotation, cellular component: membrane.